Fraxinus pennsylvanica is the source of this 2019-nucleotide messenger RNA. NCBI's taxonomy places the organism in Eukaryota, Viridiplantae, Streptophyta, Magnoliopsida, Lamiales, Oleaceae. The record is from the annotation of a GenBank genome assembly.
AUGAUCGAUGGGGACAAAAAGGCAGCCAUUAAGGCUUAUAGAGCUUUUGAUGAGUAUGAAGGAAUUGAGGUAGCCUGGAACCAGGUGAAGCUUUAUGAUUUUCUGCAGAGGCCUGAAGAUCUUGAGAGGUUGUAUUGUGAAAUCCAUCUGCUCAAAACUUUGAAACACAGAAAUAUUAUGAAGUUCUACACUUCCUGGGUUGAUACUGCCAAUAGGAACAUCAAUUUUGUGACAGAGAUGUUCACCUCUGGUACUCUGAGACAGUAUAGGCUGAAACAUAAGAAGGUUAAUAUUAGAGCAGUAAAGCAUUGGUGUAGACAGAUUUUGCAGGGUCUUCUUUAUCUCCACAGCCAUGACCCUCCUAUUAUUCAUAGAGAUCUCAAAUGUGACAACAUUUUUAUUAAUGGGAACCAAGGAGAAGUCAAGAUUGGUGACCUUGGCCUUGCCGUGAUUCUAAGGAAAUCCCACGCUGUUCGUUGUGUAGGAACACCGGAGUUCAUGGCUCCAGAGGUGUAUGCGGAGGAAUACAAUGAAUUAGUGGAUAUUUAUUCAUUUGGCAUGUGUGUUUUGGAAAUGGUGACGUUUGAAUAUCCAUAUAGUGAAUGCACUCACCCGGCUCAGAUCUAUAAGAAAGUGAUCUCUGGAAAGAAGCCCCAUGCUCUAUAUAAAGUUGAGGAUCCCGAGGUUCGUCAAUUUGUUGAGAAAUGUUUAGCUACAGUGGCUGACAGGCUAUCAGCAAUGGAGCUUCUUAAUGAUCCUUUCCUCCAAAUCGAUGAUUCUGAUUCUGAUUUGAGGCCUUUAGAUUAUUACAGAGAUUACGAUGAAGUCGGUCUUUGGUUAAGGCAGCCGGUCUCGAGGGCUCAUCAUAGUAACAGUUCUUUAGUUAAUGGUUACUCUAAUUAUCUUGGUUAUGAACAAGAGAAUGACUUGGAUUGCCAUUCUAUUGAAUAUGAAGCGAAUGAAAUAGAUUUGUUCUCGAGUCAAGAGGAUGAUCACUUGGAAAACGUUGACAUUACAAUCAAAGGGAGAAGAAGAGAAGACAAUAACAUCUUUUUGAGACUAAGAAUUGCAGAUAAAGAAGGCUGUGUCCGAAAUAUUUAUUUUCCUUUUGACAUUGAAACUGACACGGCUCUUAGUGUCGCUGCCGAAAUGGUUGCCGAGUUAGAUAUCACGGACCACGACGUGACUAAGAUAGCGGAGAUGAUCAACAGUGAGAUUUCUUCCUUGGUACCGGAGUGGAAAAGGGGGGAAGAAAGUCUUGAUGAUGUGAACAAUAUUUACUGUCAGAAUUGUGCUUCGGAUGGUUCUCUUGUCGACUAUUUAUCCUUGCAUGGGCUAGGCAAAGACCUUCAAGUUCUUCAAUGUUUGAAGCAUGGAUGUGGUGAAGUACAUGGCCGGUUUGAAGAGAUCACGUACCAGUUUGAGGCACCCGAGGAAUGUGUUCCUCCCAUGGCGUCAAGCCAGUCUAAUGGCACGCACUAUACUGAUAUAUGGGCUCAACGAGACGGUCCUGAAUUAACUUCUGUUGAUAAUGAUAAAUAUGAAACUAUUGACCAAUCAAGGAAGGAUGACAGAACUGAGAGGAUUGACAAGGAGAAGUCAUCCAAUUUGAGAGGUUCCCCGACUAAAACUCCUUCGACUCCGGCAGAAGAUUAUGAGAACGAGAUAAGGCAGGAGCUGAGGUGGCUCAAGGCCAAGUAUCAAAUGCAGUUGAGAGAGCUUAGAGAUCAACAACUUGGGGUUCUGUCAAAAUCUUCUACUACUGAUGCCCGCGGGCCAAAAGAAGGGAAGGGUGAAGUUCUACUUAAAUCUUCUGCCUCGGGGAAGCAUUUGACUACAUUCGACUCCAUCAUUGACAGAACAAAUUGUACAAAUCAGAAGGUUCACGAUUACGAACCCACAUAUAAUUCUUGUAGUCCAGUGCAUAUGAUCACUGCCAAAAGUUUCUAUACUGGUUCCUUGCUUCAAAAUUCACUUCAUAGGGCCACUUCUCUACCAGUUGAUGCUACAGAUAUCUAA